AUGACGACCUCCGGCCUCAUGGGCAUCCUCCCGCGCUCGCCUUCUCCAAGCGCCUCGUCCCCCAACCCGGGUCCGCGCUCCGACGUCACCCACUUUAUCAGAUCCACUGACACCACCCCAAAGAAGGGCGCCGCCAUUGAUGCCUCGAGCAGCAGCUCACGGCACGCCGCGGCCAUCGCCCCAUUAACGAUAGGCACGGGGUCUGGCGGCAGCACCGCCCCCGAAUACCUUGCCCAACAUGACGCCGGUGCGGCCCUGUCACCCCGCCUAUCGACGGCCUCGAUCCGGCGUUACUCGUUCGGAGGCACUGUCCCGACCUCGACGGGAAAUGUCGGAAGACGCAGUAUCGCUCACAGCUACCGGGUGCUCGGCUUCGACGAAGAGGCCGAAGAGGCCGUGGCAAUGUCGAGGCUCAAGAACGGUCAGGUCGACGUCUCGUGGCCCGAGAUCCAUCAAGACGACAACCUGACACCAUCGUCGCCGUCUGCUUCGCGGUCGGCGCAUUCGCGAAGCGGAAGCCUCCUCUCCAAGGGCAAGGCGCGUGCUGACUCGAUCCCGGACCGCAUCGCUGAAGAUCCGUACGGAGAAUUCAGCGACGCCGAUGACACGUUGCCGCUCGCGGACAUCGAUCUGGAACAGGGCGCCGGACCCAGCGCUUCUGGUGCGCCAUCGCAUAGCACGCAAGGCGCGGCGGACCGCUCCAUCUAUGGGCACAAGUCGCCAUCACGCCUCGGACUCUUGCGCGGGCUAGGCAUCGGCCAGAGCGAUGCAGCCUCGCCCUAUGCUCCAAGGGCCAAAGAGUACGAAUCGGACGAAGAGGAUCUCGAGGCAUCCAAGCCGACCUACUUUCGAGAAUUCGGCAGCACUUCCGGAGGCGAGAGCGGCGGCGGACUGGGCAAGAUGGGAUCUCCUGACGGCUUUGAAGCCGUCACGGCGAGGGAGUCGGCCUGGAUGUGGGCAAGCGUGCUGCUCGUGGCCGCAAUCUGCCUCGUUGCGAUGCUGAUUAGCACCGACGUGAUCGAUUGGCCGGGUGAUGGUCUGGGAAGGAAUUGA
Molecule: messenger RNA, 1053 nt
Organism: Pseudozyma flocculosa PF-1
Lineage: Eukaryota; Fungi; Basidiomycota; Ustilaginomycetes; Ustilaginales; Ustilaginaceae
Exons: 1
Coding region: 1-1053 (350 amino acids)
Source: RefSeq, a predicted model, not a curated record